This is a messenger RNA of Hippoglossus stenolepis (Pacific halibut), 1010 nucleotides long. RefSeq names its product small nuclear ribonucleoprotein polypeptide B2 (gene snrpb2). Gene Ontology annotation, cellular component: U1 snRNP. Bases 106 to 834 code for a protein of 242 amino acids. Gene Ontology annotation, molecular function: U1 snRNA binding. The record is from RefSeq and is a predicted model, not a curated record. Gene Ontology annotation, biological process: mRNA splicing, via spliceosome. The transcript has 7 exons. Lineage: Eukaryota; Metazoa; Chordata; Actinopteri; Pleuronectiformes; Pleuronectidae.
CUCCACUCACACCUGUAACCGGCCUGUGUUCGUCAGGAGGCCGCUGGCCUGAGGAGCAUCGGCCGCUGGCUCUCCAAAGCUAACUGCGCUAAGCUAACGUUAUGAAUGAAUCUGAUGCAGAGGAAGCUAACACAUGCUAACAUUAGCUUCAGCUCAUUCUUCAAUGAAGACUUCACCAUGGAUAUCCGACCCAACCACACAAUUUACAUCAACAACAUCAAUGACAAAGUCAAGAAGGAAGAGCUGAAGCGCUCGCUCUACGCACUCUUCUCUCAGUUCGGACAGAUCAUCGAAAUUGUGGCCUCGAAGACCAUGAACAUGAGGGGGCAGGCCUUCGUCGUCUUUAAAGAGCUCGCCGGCGCCACCAAUGCGUUAAGGCAGCUGCAAGGUUUUCCCUUCUACAACAAGCCCAUGAGGAUACAGUACGCAAAGACCGACUCCGAGGUCAUCGCCAAGGUGAAGGGCACGUACGGCGACAAGGAGAAGAAGAAGGAGAAGAAGAAGAAAGCUCAGGAGGCGGGGACGAACCUCAUAAAGAAACCGGCUCUGGGAUCAGCAGCACCUGUGCACUCAGCUGCCGUCCAGGUUCCAGACAACCCCCCCAACUACAUCCUGUUCCUUAGCAACCUGCCGGAGGAGACCAAUGAGAUGAUGCUAUCGAUGCUGUUCAACCAGUUUCCUGGUUUCAAAGAGGUGCGUCUCGUUCCGGGCCAACACGACAUCUCCUUCGUGGAGUUCGAAAGCGACACUCAGGCGGGCGUGGCUAAGGACGCACUACAGGGCUUCAGAAUCACGGCGACGUGCGCCAUGAAGAUCACCUACGCCAAGAAGUAGUUCCCAUGGUGACAGACUGUUCAGUGGAGGGGGCGUGGCCACUGGAUUUCCGUUGUGUUCCGAUUUUUGUAAAUCUUUUUUUUUAUUGGAUAAAUUUUGUUUUUUCAUUCUUUGGCUUGAGAGAAAAAUCUUUUCAUCUUACUCUGUAAAAUAAAGAAUAAAAGACUUUUUCAUAA